Molecule: messenger RNA, 5936 nt
Organism: Hydractinia symbiolongicarpus
Lineage: Eukaryota; Metazoa; Cnidaria; Hydrozoa; Anthoathecata; Hydractiniidae
Product: chromodomain-helicase-DNA-binding protein 5-like
Exons: 33
Coding region: 117-5876 (1919 amino acids)
Biological process (GO): chromatin remodeling; negative regulation of transcription by RNA polymerase II
Cellular component (GO): chromatin; nucleus
Molecular function (GO): chromatin binding; histone binding; ATP binding
Source: RefSeq, a predicted model, not a curated record
UUCUAUUUACAUCGAAACAUGGUACCCCCUUACCCGUCUGGUUCUGGCAAACGGUGAUAAUGGUUAUCAGAAAUCCGCAGAUAAAGGCAUAAAAUUUAUAAAAAAAUAGUCAGAAAAUGCCCCCAAAAAAAGAAUAUAAAAGACUGGACUUGCUGGAAAGUGAUACCGAUAGUGACUACAGUCCAAAAACUAUAACCACAGCAAAACGUAAAAAACAGUCUCGAGGAAUGGAAAGUCCAAGUGCUAGUGAUACAGAUAGUGGACGUAAAAAAAGAAAAAGAAAUAAUCAAGAUGCUGAUUUUGAUGAGGAAGAACCAUUGACGUAUUCCGAUCACAUUUGUCAAACACAUGGACUGAAUAACGUUGAUAUUGAAAUUCCUGAUGAAUGUUUAAGUGACAUAAAUUAUAAACAGUUUAAUAAACUGGUUCGACCAAUAGUGGCCGAAGCGAACCCAAAAGUAUCCGGCUUACAUGUAACAUCACUGGUUGGAGCAAAAUGGAGAGAAUUCAAGGAACUGUAUGGAAUUAAUGCUAGAAGUGAAACACCAGAUGUCGAUAGGGGGAAGAAUAUUGGAAGAAGUCCUUCUUUUGAAUUUGAGAAAGAAAGCAUGCCCGCGUCACCAGAUAGUUUGAAUAUUCAGGAAAGUGGAGAAGGAAGUGAGGAUGACGAUUUUCUUGAUGACGAGUCUUCAAAUGAUUUAAAACUAAAAAUGAUCCGGAGAGGAAAUAAAAUAUUUCGGGCUGGUGAUAGAAAAACUUCCCGCCAAUCAAAGAAAACACCUCGUCAAGGCAUUGUGAAUUUUGAUGAUAUAAAUCUUGAUGAUGUCACACGGGAAGAAGCAGAUGAGAGCAGCCAGGAAACUCUACGGAAAAAGCCUGGUCCAAAGAAAAGGACUGGUCCAAGGAUUAAAAAUACCAAAGAUAAAAAGGAGAAAAAGAAGGCUAAGACAAUUCCUACCAUAGGAAAGCGUGGACCUUACAAAAAAGGAAAAAAAGGUGAACCAGUACCUGAACCAAUUCAUAACUCAGUGUGUGAUGUGUGCGGUGAAGGCGGUGAUAUUUUAUUAUGUGAUACAUGUACCUGUUCAUGGCAUCUUACGUGUCUUGAUCCACCAUUGGACGAAGUGCCUGAGGGACUGUGGAGUUGUCCAAAGUGUGAGGCAGAGAUGACUGGUCAGGUGGAGGAGGAGGAAGAGGAUGACACUUUUCAUGGUGAAUACUGUAAAAUCUGUAAAGAUGGUGGUGAACUUUUGUGUUGUGAUUACUGUCCUGGUACAUACCACAUGAGGUGUGUAAAGCCGCAGUUAAUUUCUGUUCCUGACGGUGAAUGGAGAUGUCCGAUGUGUAAAGUAGAACCUCUGCCUGAGAAAGUUGAAAGGAUAUUGUUUUGGAAGUUUUUGACACAUCAUCCCACAGAGGAAGAAAUAGCUGCAGGGGCUAAAAAUGAAUCAUACAAAGUAAGAAAGUUCUUUGUGAAAUAUGCCAACCUAUCUUACUGGAAAUGUCAUUGGAUUGAUGAGCUUCAGCUCGAAAAAUACCAUGUGUCCCUCUACAGAUUUUUUUGUCGUAAAAAUGACAUGAAUGAUGCACCAAUGACUGAGGAGGGCUUAGUUGAAGGUGGCGAGGACACAAAUGUCGACGAAGUUGAACACCAGCGCAACUUGGAUCAAAGGUUUUAUCAAUAUGGCAUUAAGCCAGAUUGGCUUCAAAUACAUCGGAUUUUGUGGCACAGGGAAUUGAAGAAAUCAAAGGGAACACAAUACCUUGUGAAAUGGAAAGAAAUUGGUUACGACUAUGCAACGUGGGAAUACAAAGAUGAUGAAGAUAACAAAGAUGUUGUUGAUUUUGACAAAGCUAUUGAGAGUUACAACAAAUUACGUUCUAAGUACAAGAAAAAAACAAAACUUAAAGGAAAGGAUAAGACAAGCAAACGAAAAGAUGGAUGGGAAUAUGAUGUUCGUCCUAAUGGAUAUAACGCAGAUGAUCAGCCAAAGUUUAUCACAGACACCGGUGGUAAACUACACGAGUAUCAAAUAGAAGGGAUUAAUUGGAUUCGUUACUCAUGGGGACAACACGAUAACACUAUUCUGGCUGACGAAAUGGGUUUGGGUAAAACCAUCCAAACCAUAACAUUUUUAAAUUCCUUGUGGAAGGAAGGCCGAUCAGAAGGACCCUUCUUGAUUUGCGCUCCAUUGUCUACGUUGGUGAACUGGGAAAGAGAAUUUGAGUUUUGGGCACCGGAAAUGUAUGUUGUAUCAUACUCUGGGCACAGAGAGAAUCGACAGGUUAUCAGAAAUUAUGAGAUGACAUUUGACGAAGAUGCUUUGAAGAAAGGUACAAAAGCUUACAAAGUAAAAAAAGACUCGGCUGUCAAAUUUCAUGUGCUUCUAACAUCAUAUGAACUUGUAUCAAUUGAUGCGAACACGCUACAAUCGAUUGACUGGAAGGUUUUAGUAAUUGAUGAAGCUCAUAGGUUAAAAAAUAACCAAUCAAAGUUUUUUCGAACAAUGAGCAACUACAAUAUUGGAUAUACAUUGUUGUUAACUGGCACACCAUUGCAGAAUAACUUAGAAGAGUUAUUUCAUUUGCUGAAUUUUCUUUGUCCAAAUAAAUUCAUAAAUCGUGAAAACUUUCUUGCGGAAUUUGAAGAUAUUGGUAAAGAGGAUCAGAUUAAAAAGCUACACGAGAUGUUGGGACCACACAUGUUGCGUCGGUUAAAAAGCGAUGUCCUGAAGGGAAUUCCCACGAAAAGUGAAUUUAUUGUUCGUAUCGAACUAAGUCCUAUGCAACAGAAAUAUUACAAAUAUAUUCUCACAAAGAAUUUCGAGGCAUUAAAUGCGCGAGGAUCUGUUCAAGUCUCCUUACUCAACAUUGUGAUGGAGUUGAAGAAGUGCUGCAAUCAUCCAUACCUUUUUGCAACUGCUGCUUCUGAGGCACCUAGACUUCCAAACAACGCUUUCGAAGUGAAAGCUUUGACUGAAGCUAGUGGGAAACUUGUCCUCUUGUACAAAAUGUUAAAGAAAUUGGAAACGCAGGGCCACCGUGUGCUUAUCUUUUCUCAAAUGACUCGAGUGCUUGACCUGCUUGAGGAUUUCAUGGAAGGUCAUGCUUGGAGAUAUGAACGGUUGGAUGGUACAAUCACUGGACAAAUACGUCAAGCUGCUAUUGAUCGUUUCAAUCAGCCAAACUCUGGAAUUUUUGCUUUUCUUUUGUCAACACGUGCUGGUGGACUGGGUAUUAACUUGGCUACUGCAGACACUGUAUUUAUCUUCGAUUCGGAUUGGAAUCCUCACAACGAUAUUCAAGCUUUCAGUCGCGCUCAUCGUAUUGGACAACAGAACAAAGUUAUGAUAUAUCGAUUUGUUACAAAAGGCUCUGUGGAGGAGAGAAUCACACAGGUAGCAAAGAAGAAAAUGAUGUUGACACAUUUGGUUGUAAGACCUGGUCUUGGAUCAAAAGCUGCUCAAGCGAUGUCGAAACGAGAGCUCGACGAUAUUUUGAAAUUUGGAACAGAACAGAUGUUCAAAGAUGCAGCAGACGAUACUGGACGUAUCGUUUAUGAUGACAAAGCAGUCGAAGCUUUGUUGGAUAGAUCUAAUGAAGGUAUACAAGAAAAAGAAUCUGGUGGAAUGGAUGAAUACUUGUCUUCUUUUAAGGUUGCUAACUAUACUGUAAAAGACAAAGACGAGCCAGAUGUGGAAGUUUUAAAGCAAGAUGCUGACGUCAUUGACACAGAUUAUUGGGAAAAGCUAUUACGUCACCAUUACGAACAGGAGCAGGAAUACAUAGCAAGUACGCUUGGAAAAGGAAAACGUGUCAGGAAACAGGUUAACUACAAUGAUGGUGCACUGACUGCUGAAACGAACAAGAUUCUUCGUGGAGCUUACGACGACGGUUCAGACUUCGAUGCUUCCGAGUUAGUUGAUGAUUCUGAUGACCUCUCUGAUGAAGAAGGUUCAAAUUUGACAGUGCGUCAAAAGAAAUAUAGAGAUCGAGAUGUACUUCCGCCAUUAUUGGCAAAAGUUGGUUCCCAAAUUGAAGUCUAUGGUUUUAAUCCACGUCAAAGAAGAGCCUUUCUAACUGCUGUCAUGCGAUAUGGGUUACCACCCAAAUCUUUUAAAACUGCCAAAGAUAAAUGGUGUAUUCAUAAUCUUCGAGGGAAAACUGAAAAAGCCUUUCAAGCGUAUACCUCGAUGUUCUUGCGUCAUUUAUGUGAACCAGGUAUGGACAGCAAACAAGAAACGUAUAGUGACGGUGUUCCGCGUGAAGGUGUAAACCGGUUACAAGUGCUCUCCCGAAUCGGAAUCAUGAGUCUAGUCAGACGAAAGGUCGAGGAGUAUUCUAGCGUCAACACGUUUUUACACCAAGUUUUAAUCGGACACAUAACAUUGCAAAGCCGAUCAAUGAGCAAGCUUAUCGAAGAAAUUAAACACGCUAAUGAACUAAACCCAGUAAAAACGGAUACUGUAAAUGUCGCCUCUCCGAAAGAGGUUAAAAAAGAAGAACAAAAGAAUGAAAAGGAUUGUGAUGACGGUAAAAAGAAAGAAGAUAAACCAACUGAAGUUGUCCAAAGUGAUAAUACGACUGCAGAAAAAGUUGUUGAUAAUAAAACCCCUGAAAAAGUUACCGAAGAAGGAGUUACAGAAGACAAAGCGAAGGAGAGCAGUCAAUCUUCUGCGACAGAAGAAGAAAAGAUGGACGUGGAUGAAACAGCGAAAGAAAAAGUAAACGAUGAUGUCGCAAUGGAAAAUGAAACACCAUCCACAAAGAACGGAGAUGACAUUAAAGAAUUAACUGAUUCGAAUUUGACUAAUGGCGACGCAAAAGACACUGCGAUGGAGAUUGCUGGUGAUUCUAAUGACGUCAGCAAAACUGAGAAUGAUGCGCAUAAAGGUACGAAUGGUGUUAUCGCACAAUCUGAUGCCAGUGCUGAUGCAUUGAGCAAGGACGCCAAAACAAGCGACAUUGGUGUCGACGCAACACCAACUUGUGAUGUCACAAAAGAAGCAGGAAAGAAUGAGGUUGAAAAAUCUCUUUCGGUUGAGAAACCCAAAGAAGUAAAACUGGAGCCUAGAGUUAUAGACGGUGUUACACUACCGAAGUUUAUGUUCAACAUAGCUGAUGGAGGUUUCACAGAGUUGCAUGUGUUAUGGGAGGCUGAAGAAAAGAGAAAACUGGAUAACAUAUGGUGGCGUUACCAUGACUACUGGUUACUUGCUGGUGUUGUAGUUCAUGGUUACGGAAGAUGGCAAGAUAUUCAGAACGAUGUUCGAUUUGAAACGAUAAACAAACCAUUCGCAAGAAUGUCGCUUGAUUACAAAAAUAAAUUCAUUGCACGAAGAUUCAAAUUGCUAGAGCAAGCUUUGAUCGUGGAAGAACAGUUAAAACGUGCAACGCUUAUGCGCGUUCAACAAGAAAAUCCACACCCGGCUAUGUCGUUGCAAUCCAGGUUCGCUGAGUUGGAAUGCCUGGCAGAGAGUCAUCAGCAUUUAUCCAAAGAAUCGUUAGCUGGCAACAAACCUGCAAAUGCCGUUCUUCAUAAAGUUUUAAACCAACUCGAAACACUUCUUUCUGACAUGAAGAACGAUGUAAACAGGCUACCGACAGCCCUGGCUAAGAUGCCACCAGUAACACAUCGACUCAAUAUGUCAGAGCGAGCUGUGUUAACACGACUAGCGACAGGUGGACAAAUGCCAAACGCAGUAAAUGCUCCAACUGCUGCAGCGUCGUUACAUAGCGCAGCAUUAAGUAAUCCACCGCCACAGGGCGUAACUUUGUUACCAGUAAAAGGACCUGUGAUUUCACCGCCCUCUGCAAGGCCGGCGGUAGAUUCAACUCGUUCGCUUGUUCUUGCUACAAGACCAAAUGAUGUUUAAAAGAAAUUAUUUCUACUUCUAUUAUUUUAUAAAAAAAUACAUCUACUUUUACUACUAUAA